UAUAAGUUAGCUCGGUCGCACGAGACUCAGUCAGUCGGUGUUGGAUACUCAACAUCAGCCGGAACACACUUGCACAGACUGAUGUCGGCCAAGACGAUUUCGCAGCCGCAGAGGCGGACCAUCCUGGAUCCUUCGGACAAGUAUCGUCCGGAGCCAGUGCACUCUGGGAAAUUGGAGAGCGAGUUCAGGAACUUCUCGGAGGACACGGCGGAUCCGAUCAAGGAACGCGUUCGGAACACCUACCAGAAAAUGCACACGCAUCAGACGGUCGAGUUCGUGAAAAUCCGCAUGAGCGAUUGGCUGCGCUUCAAUAAAUUCAAGAUGACCGUGAAGGACGCCCUGAUCAAGCUGAACAACCUGGUGGACGAGAGCGACCCGGAUACCAACUUGCCGAACAUCGUGCACGCGUUCCAAACCGCGGAGUCCAUCAGGAAAGAGCAUCCGGACUUGGAUUGGUUCCAUCUGACCGGCUUGAUUCACGAUUUGGGCAAGGUAAUGGCGUUUUACGACGAGCCCCAAUGGGCCGUGGUGGGCGACACGUUUCCAGUCGGAUGCGCCUGGGCUAACUCGAUCGUCUACAGAGACACUACCUUCGAGGACAACCCGGACGGCAAGGACUCGCGAUACAACACCAAAUACGGCAUGUACACGCCUCAGUGCGGAAUAGACAAGCUGACGAUGUCCUGGGGCCACGACGAGUAUCUGUACCGGGUCCUGGUGCACAACAAGACCAAGCUACCGGAGGAAGCGCUGUCCAUGAUCCGCUACCAUUCGUUCUACCCGUGGCACACGGGCGGCGACUACAUGCACUUCUGCACCAGCAAGGACAUGAAGUUGCUCGAGUGGAUCAACAAGUUCAACAAAUACGACCUGUACACGAAGAGCGACGACGUUCCCGAUAUAGAGAAGUUGUGGCCGUACUACGAGAAGCUGAUCGACAAGUACAUCCCCGGCGAGCUAGAAUGGUGAAUCCUUUUCUCGGGGCAGCGAGGAACAAUCGACUAACGUGUCGAUCGGUCAACGUCAACCAGCGGCUUCAGCGUCAACAGACACGUGGCAAACAAGAGGAUUUCGUUUUUAUAAAUUAGCAUAGGCCACUGUCUUUAGGUCAGGCAUGUCCAAAUCGGAGCCCAUGGCUCACCACAGGCAUAGAUACGUUGGGAUGCUUAGUCAGAUCCUUUGUACAAAUUCAUUAUCUCGUAUUUUUGAUCGCCGUGGCUCUCCGUGGGCGCCCGAUGCGGGUCUUUUCGCGAGCAGCGACGCCGGGAAUGUUGCCUUCUAUAGGGGUCGAAGGGGGUCGAUGGAAAUCGGUUGUUAAUUUAUGAACAAAGCUAAGAUGUAGCAACCCUAAACGGUUGCUACAGCGGUUCCUUAAGAUUCGAUCUUACCUCGAAUUACAUUAUUUAAUUCAACCGAGUAAAACGUGUUACUAAAUUCGCCUCGUUCCUCCAGUUCCGCUCUCUUUUCCCUCCGUACGGCAUCGUUGCUCGCAAAGGGUCUCUCUAGAGUUUAGAAGUUGGCCAGGUUUGGUCGAUUCCCGCUCGAGUUUUCCGAUAUUUUCAAUAUUCUCUGAAGCAGCAAUAUCUACGAAUCGGGCUGUGUAGGGAGCCGAGUGUUUCUCUCGCUCCGCGCCGUUCUGCACGUCAACUUCCAAGCUCCGCGCUCGAUUUGGACAUGCCUGCGGCUUCUGCGAUCGUUCGAAAGCUCAUGAAAUUACCCUGGUAAUCGCGGAACGCGGCCGAGCCUAAUCGGCGGUCGCGUGACCCAGCGAAUUUCCCAGAUGGACUCUGAGUAACGGGGAAGAAUUUGACUCAGCCGUCGAUCGAUGGUCACACGCGACACCAGGGUGACUCUCUCGUAUCGGCGAACUGAUUGUUACGUUUCUCGUCGCGACAUUAACACCGAAGAAUCGAGAGAUGAGUCAGCGACAAGGUCGAGCUACUUAUUGAAUAAAAUUUUGGCACUUUGC
This is a messenger RNA of Megalopta genalis, 1969 nucleotides long. It is a transcript of the gene Miox, whose product is annotated as Myo-inositol oxygenase. NCBI's taxonomy places the organism in Eukaryota, Metazoa, Arthropoda, Insecta, Hymenoptera, Halictidae. Gene Ontology annotation, molecular function: iron ion binding; inositol oxygenase activity. Gene Ontology annotation, cellular component: cytoplasm. The record is from RefSeq and is a predicted model, not a curated record. Gene Ontology annotation, biological process: inositol catabolic process.